This is a messenger RNA of Nakaseomyces glabratus, 1770 nucleotides long. RefSeq names its product SCF ubiquitin ligase complex subunit MDM30 (gene MDM30). The record is from RefSeq and is a predicted model, not a curated record. Gene Ontology annotation, molecular function: protein binding. NCBI's taxonomy places the organism in Eukaryota, Fungi, Ascomycota, Saccharomycetes, Saccharomycetales, Saccharomycetaceae.
AUGGGGAAGACUGUCAUUGAGCUUAUACCUCAAGAGGUAUUUAAUAUUAUUGCAGGUUUUUUAGAAAGUGAUGAUCUAUGGCGGAUACGACAAUGCAGUCAUCAAUUGAAGGUGAACGUUGAGCAUAGUAGCUACUGGAGCAGCUACUGUCGAGCAAGGUGGCCUGUUGAAGAUCUUGAUUUGAUUUUAGAGGAUUACGACAAGGAUGAUGUUAAGAUUCUUCAGUCAGUGUUGGGUAAGACAGCUAAAGACAGAGAUUGGUUCUAUUACUAUACAUACCGUAGUCGAUAUGACGACAGAAUCACUAAAUAUAUUACAUCUCUCUGUCAAUUUGACGAGCUAGGUGUCGAGUUUUGGGGAUUGUACCGUAUGGCCAUUCUAGUUAAGCCAUACUUAUAUAUCCCACAUCUUAUGAGAAUAACUUGCAGCGCAGAGCAAAAGUGGAGUUUGGAAGAGCGCUCUUGGUCAUAUUAUUUACUGGGUUCAAUUCGUAGACGGUAUUUCUAUGCUUUAUUUCAAGAAAAUGCAAAGUUUCUGAAGCCUACACGGUUUUCAUUUGAGAGGGAUAUAUUACUACGGUUUGCUGCGUUAGAUCCACAAUAUGAUAAGCUUAUAAAAUAUCGCAAUAUUGUUUUUGAGGAAGUUAAGAUGAAGGUAUUUCAUAAGUACAACGGGAAUUCAGAGCUUUUUAGUCAAGUGACUGCUAAACAAAGAAUGCAAGAUAUAAUAUCAGCACUUUCGAACACUAUAUCUAUAUCGGAGAAUCAUCAAAGGCAUGUUAUUGAAGAUGCCUAUUUAUUACGUGCCUAUGCCAAUGAAUCACGUCCUUUACCUGUUAUAACAUUGUCGAUAAUAGAAAAGAUAGCAAAAUUCUUCAAAAUACGAUGUAAUUUUAAUGGUAACUAUCUAGCAUUUCAAGAUAACACUUUACCAGGAGCUUGUGGAUUUGUAAUAUCGGAUACAAGAAAGAUAAGAAUGUUUUCUAAAACAGAGUUUUUAAGGUUUAUUAGAAAUCGUCUACCGAUAAGUCAUCAUGAAUCUAUUGAGACGUCUUUGAGCCUUGAUGAAACGGUAGAGCCAAGAAAGUUACUGUGCCAUUUUUUGAAUGACGAGAUAACUAAGUGUAAUGGCCUUAAAGUUGACAGUCUAACAGCAGUUGAACUUCAGGAUUUAUAUCCAUGCAGCAAUCUACCGCCUUGUGAGAAGUCGCUUAGAUGGGUUACGAGUUUUUUCAAAAAAAUGGAGGAUGAAUUCAAUGGUACUUAUCCAGUCGAAUCAACUGGUUUGAAAGAUGAUAAGAUGAGAAUAUCUAGCUGCAUUGACACAGAUUCCUGGUUUUUUAAAGCAAUUAAUAUGCAUCCACCCGAUUUCCUGUAUUUCGCAUCUCCUUCGAAGUCAGUGAUUCCAAGCUUGACCGACUUUUUCCAUUUAAGUCACUACCCUUGCAUAGAUUGUACAGAACUAGGCACAUUUAUCAAAGGGCCAGAUCGGAGGCUAUGUGUUACUGCUAUAGUUCAAAGGUUAGCAGAUACGGAACCACCAAUUCUCUUAUAUACUUACAUUAAGGCAUCGGGAGAAAUAUUCUUAAGCUCAUCACACAACGAUGAAAUAUAUCCCGAGGAGUCCGAAUUUAGGAAAUUUAUUUCGAACAUGCCAUAUCAGGUGGGUUUGAUAUUUGAUCAAGUGGACUGGAGUAGCAGGCGUCUGCUGUUGAACAAUAAGGCAAGGUCGUUAUUCAAGCUACCACAACCAUCUAUACCUAAGCAUUGA